This is a messenger RNA of Vicia villosa (hairy vetch), 1245 nucleotides long. RefSeq lists its product as uncharacterized. The transcript is spliced from 2 exons. NCBI's taxonomy places the organism in Eukaryota, Viridiplantae, Streptophyta, Magnoliopsida, Fabales, Fabaceae. The record is from RefSeq and is a predicted model, not a curated record. Gene Ontology annotation, molecular function: nucleic acid binding; zinc ion binding. The coding region runs from base 4 to 1023 and encodes 339 amino acids.
GCUAUGGCUGGGAGGAAUGAUGCUGCGAUAGCUGCUGCUUUGGAAGCGAUGGCUCAGGCUAUGCAGAACCAACCGAAUGCUGAUGAGAGUGCUGGAUCUCGUAGUUUGGCGACUUUCCAGAGGGAGAAUCCGCCGGUGUUCAAGGGUACGCAUGACCCUGAUGGUGCUCUUGAGUGGUUGAAGGAGAUCGAGCGAAUCUUCCGUGUUAUGGAUUGCACUCCUGCACAGAAGGUUAGAUAUGGCACUCAUAUGCUGGCUAAGGAAGCGGAUGAUUGGUGGCUAGAGACCCGUAGGAGGUUGGAGGCUCAUGGUGAGGAGAUCACUUGGAUUGCGUUUCGCAUGGAGUUCCUGAGGAAAUAUUUUCCUGAGGAUGUCCGUGGUAAGAAGGAGAUUGAAUUCCUUGAGCUGAAACAAGGAAACAAGUCUGUUGUGGAGUAUGCUGCUAAGUUUGGUGAGCUGGCUAAGUUUUACCAAUACUAUAAUGGUGUGAAUGGUGAGUUUUCCAAGUGUAUCAAGUUUGAGAAUGGGUUGCGUCCAGAAAUAAAGAAAGCGGUUAGUUACCAGAAGAUCCGUAUUUUUGCUGAUUUGGUGGAUAGUUGUCGGAUUUAUGAGGAGGACAACAAUGCUCAUUACCGUGUUAUUAAUGAGAAGAGGGGCAAGAAUCAACAAAGCCGCGAGAAACCGUAUGAUGCUGGUAAAGGGAAGCAAAGAGUUACUCAUGGUCAUAAGACUAGUGGGGGAGAUGCUCCUGCUAGGAUUAUAUGCUUCAAGUGUGGUCGACCUGGUCAUAAGAGUAAUGCUUGCACUGCUGAUGUGAAGAGGUGUUACCGUUGUGGUAAGACGGGGCACAUGUUAUCUGAUUGUAAGCAUAAGGAUGUUGUUUGCUUUAACUGUGGUGCGGAGGGGCAUAUUGAUAGCCAGUGUCAGAAGCCAAAGAAGACAGCUGUAGGUGGUAAAGUGUUUGCUUUGUCAGGAACUCAGACAUCUAGUGAGGAUGGCCUUGUUAGAGGUGAUUCGCAUUGAGAGGAGGUUAGCCGAGUUGGUGUUGAGUCGUUGACGCUCUGAUACGUAGCACUCGGGGGGGACGAACGAGUUGAUUUACUUGCUUUUGGAUUUUUAUGUUUUGGCAUACACUUGAGUUAUUUGUUUGAGAUUGUCGCUUUAAAGUGCUUUAAUUGUUGAAUUAAGAUGCUAUGAAAUCUUGAACUAAUUGUUGAGUUUCCGUUGCACUUCUAUGGAAGUUAA